This is a messenger RNA of Lontra canadensis (Northern American river otter), 797 nucleotides long. It is a transcript of the gene GCHFR, whose product is annotated as GTP cyclohydrolase I feedback regulator. Gene Ontology annotation, cellular component: cytoplasm; nucleus. The transcript is spliced from 3 exons. Gene Ontology annotation, biological process: negative regulation of biosynthetic process. The record is from RefSeq and is a predicted model, not a curated record. Bases 133 to 387 code for a protein of 84 amino acids. Gene Ontology annotation, molecular function: GTP cyclohydrolase binding. NCBI's taxonomy places the organism in Eukaryota, Metazoa, Chordata, Mammalia, Carnivora, Mustelidae.
GAUUGGCACCGCCCGAGGCCAGAGCUGGAGUAACUGGACUCUGGGCGGCAGGCGCAGUCCCGGAGCUCGAGAGGCUGGCGUCGGCGCCGAGCCCAAAGCCCUGGGUGGGAGCCCGGCCGGGACGCGCUCACCAUGCCCUACGUGCUCAUUAGCACCCAGAUCCGCAUCGAGGUGGGCCCUACCAUGGUGGGCGAUGAACACUCAGAUCCAGAGCUGAUGCAGUAUCUGGGGGCCUCCAAGAGAAGUGCCUUGGGAAACAACUUUUAUGAGUACUUUGUCAGCGAUCCUCCUCGCAUAGUGCUGGACAAACUGGAACGCAGGGGCUUCCGUGUGCUGAGCAUGACAGGGGUGGGCCAGACACUGGUGUGGUGCCUGCAUAAGGAGUGACCCUCUCACACUGAGGAGCACACAGAGCACCCCUUUUUUGAGUGGAUGCCACCGGCCCUGAUCCUGAGUCCCCAUUCACUCACCGCCUGGCCCCUCUCUUCCCAAAUUGUCAUUUUCCUUAGCCAGGCACCACUGGGCUGUGAAUGGCCUUUUCUGAAACCUGCCUCAGCCCCAGAGGAUGGGGUGAGAGGGCAGGGCCCUUGCCCUGGUGCUCCCAGCUGCCCCUCCAGCUUUUUGGCCUGGCCGAGAGCCCUGGAGAAGGCCGUGUUCUGUGCGCAGGCUGAGGGGCCCGAAAGAGCCAGGCUGUCCCUGGCCAGGAACUGGGAGCCCCCAAGGAGCACAGCCCAGGACUGGGUGGGAGGGUCCUAAGUACCUGGUCCAAGCCAAUAAAGGCCUGUGUCGAGUGCUUG